Aplysia californica (California sea hare) is the source of this 7650-nucleotide messenger RNA. RefSeq names its product cyclin-dependent kinase 13. Bases 417 to 4055 code for a protein of 1212 amino acids. The record is from RefSeq and is a predicted model, not a curated record. Gene Ontology annotation, cellular component: cyclin/CDK positive transcription elongation factor complex; nucleus. NCBI's taxonomy places the organism in Eukaryota, Metazoa, Mollusca, Gastropoda, Aplysiida, Aplysiidae. Gene Ontology annotation, molecular function: cyclin-dependent protein serine/threonine kinase activity; cyclin binding; RNA polymerase II CTD heptapeptide repeat kinase activity. Gene Ontology annotation, biological process: protein phosphorylation; positive regulation of transcription elongation by RNA polymerase II; transcription elongation by RNA polymerase II. The transcript is spliced from 10 exons.
CUAUCAGAAAAAUCUGGAUUGCACGGUUAGAAAAAGUAGGCCAGCAGAGCGCUAGAAAUUCUGUCGAAUAAAGUCGCUAAAUCAAUUGAGAAAAAUCGGCUCAUAUGCGAACCAUCCGCCUUGUAAACUGUCUAAAUUAUCAUCAGUUGAAGAUCUGGGUUGUUGAUACAACCUUAUUGACCAAAUUGCAAUUAAUACUAAGUGAUUAUGGAUCAGUAGACUUAAUGCAGCUAAAGUCACAUAGUGGCUCGGACAAAUAAUAUGUCGGGAAGGGGAAUCAUGGAGAAGCUAUAAAUAACUAGGCCUACACGUACGACGUAGUGAAAUCUGUUUUGCCACGUCUCAUAUCAGAAUGAACCAUAGCCGGGUUGUUGUAUACUAAAGCUGCAAUCUAACUUUUCUGUCAAACGUCAAUCAUGCCGAAGAGUCGUAAAAGAAAUGCCGAUCCUUAUGACGAUGAAUACGAUGCAAGAGCAUACUCCCACCUUGUUCCUCAAGGACAUGGUUCGUCACAACAGUCUCAUGGAAGCAGUUACAGCAAUUCAAAGAAGAGAGGGAAGAAAAAGAAAAGUCACAGAAAAAGGUCGAAAGAUCGGGACGACAGGCCUUCAGUACAGAAACCUCUUGUUGAUUAUGAUGACAUCAGCUCGGAUUCUGACAUCGUCGAUUUGUCCCCGUCAGCAAACCCAUCGUCGUCGAAAACGGCGUCUUCAGCCGUUGCGGGUACAAGUCGCUCCAGCAGCCACUCGCACUCAAGAAGUAGUAACAACCACUCGUCUCAGGGCCAAUCUUCAGGGAAACGACCAGUGUCACCCGCAACAGCUAUCAGACUCUACCGAGAUCACAGAAGUCGCAGCAAGUCUCGUGGUAGAGACGACAGCCCACGAUCUCGAACUCAGCAAAGCAGAUCAAAGGGCAGCAAGAAACAGAAGCGAUCGCGCUAUCACUCGCCGGACUAUAACAAUGGAUCUAGUCACCAGAAAGAUGCCAAGUACAAUCCGCCUCCGAAAAGCCACCAAGCAACUGAUCAGCCGAAAGCGUAUGCCGACUUGCCGAAAGCGUACAGUGCAGGCUACAGUAGUAAAGAGUUUGGUGACCGAAGGAAUCGCAGUCCAAGCCCUUACUACAAAAAUGACAAGAGAAAAAGAAAUUCACGAAGUCCCAGCAAUAGGAAAUCGAAAAAUACUUCAUCUGGGAGAGGUCCGGCAAGUCCUUCCAGAUAUUCUAAGAAACAGAAUAGAUCUCCUUCGCCUAAUCGUAGCCACAAUCGUCUUUCUCCAAGUUCCUCACGUAUUUCAUCUUAUUCCUCGUCCAAAAACAGAGUCAGCAGUAGGGAGACAUUCCAGUUUGCUACUAGCCUUGCUUCUGAGUUGAUUAAGAAGAGGAAAGCAAGAGAAAAUAAAAAUCUCAAUAUUGCGCAAGAUGUUUGCUCAGUUGACAGUAAAACAGACUCCCCUGAUCUGGAAGUGAUAAGUAGGUCACCAACUCCAGUUAAAAAUGUUCACAGUGUGCCAAAGACUGAUUCCUCUUUUAGAAGUGAUUUGCCAUCUUCUGGGCCUCAAACACCUCAACCGCCAAGUAGAGGAAAUGAUUCUCGACAUGAAGAUGUGGUCAUUCAGUUAGAAAAUAAGCCUUCUGAGACACCCCCACAAAAGGUUGUAAAUGAACGUCGUGAAGGUAAACCGAAUGGAUUGGAAAGCGAUCAAAGACAUCGGAACAGCCAGAUGUCAACAUUACCACAGCUCCCCCUCCCAGAUUUGGGCCCUGAAGAUGAAAUGGAUCUUGAACAGAGCCCUUACAAUGAAAUCAAAAAAGAGAAGGAACCAUCCCGCCCAAGAGGUAUUCGUGAUCUUCCAAUGCCACCGGUUGUUGAUGAUCCUGAACCCGAAGAAGUGGAACUUCCUCCCCCAAAGAAAGAAGAAGCACCAAAAUUCAGGCGACCGAAAUUAUGUCAUCGCAGACGUUAUAGUGAUGAACAAGGUGACUGGAGUGAACGCUGUGUAGAUGUUUUUCAUAUACUUCAAAUCAUUGGAGAAGGAACAUAUGGUCAGGUGUACAAGGCAAAAGAUAUUGCUCUUGAAACUCUGGUUGCUCUAAAGAAAGUUCGCCUGGAGAAUGAAAAAGAAGGUUUUCCAAUAACAGCUGUGAGAGAAAUAAAAAUCCUGCGUCAGCUGCAGCACCCCAACAUAGUCAAUCUCAAGGAAAUAGUCACUGACAAACAGGAUGCCUUAGAUUUCAAGAAAGACAGAGGAUCGUUUUACUUGGUGUUUGAGUACAUGGAUCACGAUCUGAUGGGACUUCUUGAGUCUGGAAUGGUAACACUUCAUGAAGAACACAUAGCCUCUUUCAUGAAGCAGUUGUUACAAGGAUUGCAGUACUGCCACAGGAAACAUUUCCUGCACAGAGACAUUAAAUGCUCCAAUAUCCUUUUGAAUAACAGAGGUCAGAUAAAACUAGGGGAUCUGGGUUUGGCUCGCUACUACCAUGCUGAGGACAAGGAUCGGCUGUACACAAACAAAGUCAUAACACUGUGGUACAGACCACCAGAACUGCUACUUGGAGAAGAAAGAUAUGGACCUGCUAUUGAUAUCUGGAGUUUAGGAUGUAUUCUUGGAGAACUGUUUUUGAAGGAGCCUAUUUUCAAAGCCAAGGAAGAGUACGCUCAACUUGAUCGUAUCAGCAUGACCUGUGGCACUCCAUGUCCUGCUAACUGGCCAGAAGUCAUCAAAUUGCCACUCUUUCACAGCUUGAAACCCAAGAAAGUACAUCGAAGACGGCUGAGAGAGGAGUUCUCCUUCAUGCCCAAGCUAGCUCUGGAUUUGAUGGACCACAUGCUGGAGUUGGAUCCAAGCAGAAGAUGUACAGCGGAUCAGGGUCUGACUUGCCCGUGGCUGAGAGACAUUGAUCCAAAUUCCAUUCCACCUCCAAAUUUGCCAAAGGAUCAAGAUUGUCAUGAGCUUUGGUGCAAGAAUCGCAAGAAAGAAAUGCGAGAGCAGCAGCAAUAUAAAGAUGAGCCUCCCUCAAAGACUUCAUAUCAAGCAUGGGGUGCUAAACCCUUUCCAGUAGCAAAGCCUUUGCCGAAUGCUGUACCUCCUGAUCCAAAAGCUUCCUCAGCUGUGCCCAAAAGUAAUGUUGCAGGGGACCAGAAAGAUUUGGGAAAAACAUCACACACUGUUCCAGACAUUGGGAAUGCCAAAGGAGACACCAAAGGUCCCCAAAAUCAGUUGUCAAAGUUAAUUGGUAUUUUGCAGACUCAGCAAAGUAUUACCACAGAUCAAAUUGCAAAUAGUUUAGGUAUAAAUGUAGGACCUCAGACUUCUAUGCUGUUGAGCAAUCUCAAGGAGCAGCUCAUGAUUGCUAUGUCUAGUGUGAAGAAAAACCCAGGAAUGGAAAAAGGUGAUGUCCUGCCUUCAUUUGCUAGCUCAAUAGCGGCUGUACAAAAUGUUUUGUCAAAUAGCACUGCAUCAGCUCUGUCUCUGGAUGCCCACAUGCAGUCUAAAGACUACCAUGAAGCAAGGAGUGUUGGCCACUCAAGCAUUUCAACAUCACAGUUUGAAGAGCGGGAUGGCUCAUUGGCCAGUGAGUUUGCCCAGGCGACAGAUUCAAAUGCAGACAAGCAUGCAGGAGUAAAAGCUGCUCUUGCCAACCUUCUGAGCCAGCAAGGCAUUGGAGUGAAAAUAGGUGGCAGCAAAUUUGACAGUUCUACGUCCUCUAAAUCAAACUCUCCUCCUGGUAGCCAAUACUCUGCACAACCUAUGUUCACAGAACAGGGGAGUGAUAAUUCGUCAGCUCUGAACAAACAAUUUGAUAAUUCAUCUUUCGGUAGUUCCUCUAGUCGCCCACCAUACCCUCCAGGGUAUUAUGGAGACCGUUCUCAGGGACCUGGCUUGAAGGCAUUUCCGGAAGAUAGUGUUCCAAAACAGAGUCAAGGAGCUUCAUACUACCCCUACAGAGAAAGACCUGGCAAUGCUCCUGGUGUCCCACCUCAGACUCGAGAUCCAUAUGACAGAGAAUAUACUGGAAGUGGCUCAUUUGAAUCGCGGCUUGGCUGGUAGUUGGAAUUUGUUUAUUUAGGCUGUGUUUUUUUUUUCGGGGAGGGGGUGAUUUGGGAUGUGAAAGAUUGACAUGUAGUUGUCUCUCAGAGGUAUUAAAAAUCUAAAGCACUGGCAUUCAUGCAGUUGCCUUGAACGGGGUCAUUCCGUAACUUGUUGCCAUCACUAGUAUUUCAUGAUGUUGAUGUUGACAGUGAUAGUUAUAUAUAUUGAAUACCUUGUAAAUAUGUGUGAAAGCAGGGGACACCACUUGCUGACUUGGGAUAAAAUAAGAUUUAUUUUAGUGAAAGUUUUUUUUUUUUUUUACUGAGUACGUUUGUUAUCUCUCCCCUAUGAAAUUAUUUUGUACAAUGCAAUUAUAUUCACUAUUGCAUUUGAGGUUUGACCUUUUAGAACCAUUUCCAGAGGUUUGAGCUUAAUAUUUAACGGGCAUAGGACAUGAUUUUUUUCUCUAGAAGUAUUUGCAAAUCUAACAAAAACAAAUGUUGAAACUGAAUGACAAUAUAAAGUUGAAAACAUAGGCCUGGUUAAUAUUUAUUGUCAUAGAGUCCACUUAGAAUAACAUAGAUAUUUUAUACUUGCUUAGUCCUCCAAGCACCAGAGUGUUAUGGUGUCAGAGUAAGACUUUUAUUGGUCAGAAAUUCCCUGAGAUCGUAAUAGCAUUCAUCCCAAAUUUUCUUCAUAAAUUUUCUGAAAGUUUGAUGGUUUUGCAAAACAGUAAAAUGGGAACCAAAUUUUCUUGCCUUUUUGUUUACCUUAGCCCAUGUAUGAGGGAGCUCUUAUUUGAGAAACGCAGGUGUUAACUACUAUAAACUAGUGAGAAAAGUUUUUUUAAUUUUAUUUUUGCGUGUGAACCAGGUCACAAAUUUAGCAGGGCAACUUUUUCAAAAAGUUUAUAGGUUUUGGACAUUUAGAACAGAAUCCAUACAAAAUACUAUAAAUGAGGAAUCCAUGGAACUAAAAGCCUCAGUUGCAUCCAUUCUUUUUUAGAAAAAAAGAAAAGGAAUUGGCAAUGGAGUGCUUUGUAUCGUGAUGUUUUUAGAUUUUGUGGCAGUGGUUGGAUCCACCCUUCAUCUAAAGUGUCAGUACCAACUUUACCUCAGAGAGCUUGGUCUUAAUUCUUUCAUUUCAUUUAUUGGAUCAUCUGAAUCGUUAUUUCAGAUGUUGUGUCCUUUCACCUGGCUCCCCCCGUCCAGUGUGUGGGUCCAGUUUAAAAGUUUAAUUUUCCUUGAAAACCUAUUGAUUACCAAAGGCAAGUGGGCUUCGGGGCAAAUGACGUUAAAGCUAUUUUGAGGACAGUGAAAAUCUCAACAGUAUUUUUGGCGCAGAAUAUUUGCCUGGUUCCCAAAUACAGAUUAUCUUCCCAUUUUUUAAAUCCCAUCUACAGUUCCAAAUCCUAUAGCUUACCACAAAAUGGGAAGUUUGUAAUCAUCACAUUUGCAGUGAGAGUGCAGUGAGAUAAUAUUUAAUUGAAACUUUAGUAUGAAUCCUUUGAACUUCGGUGUCAUAAAACUAUUAAAAAUGUUAUUAUAGAUGGACUCUAUUGUGAUAAUUUUUUUCUGCCAACAGUGGGCAGAGUCCCACCUUGAUAAAUAUAAUUUUUAUGUUAGAAAAUAGCUUUGGUAACUGCAGAUUAACGAAUCGCAAUUUGUAGACACCACUCUUAACUUUCACAUUUUGUGUUUUGUCCUUUUAUUAUUAUAAUUGCUAGCUACUCUUGAACAAGGUUCUGGUUCCCAAGCAAGUUGUGUUUUCUAUCCGAUGGUGAUUUCAUGUUUCAAGUACCACUUGGAAAGGAAUAUUAAGUUUCAGAUUUGUGUCGGAUCAUUUAUGGCUUUUAUGCAUUUACCUUUUUUCCCCCUUACAAUUACAGGUUUACGUUAAUAAAGUGAUAUACAUCAUUUCACUAAUGUUAUUGACACAUUGGCUUUUAGGAAGUAUAUUGUGUUGCAAGAGAAGUAGUGGGUUUUUUGUUUAAAUUUUAUGAUGGUAAUAUGGGGAAAUGUAAUUUGGCUGGGAUAAGCUUGAAAAAUGUUGGAAAGUGUGAUGUGGUUGGGGUGUGGAAUUUUUUUGUUUGCUAUCGUUAAUUUUUGCAGUUGUCUCUUUUAUCCGGUGCUGCUACUGAGGCAGCCGUUGUUCAUGAUUGAUGGAUGGGAUUUACUUCAAUCAAGCACAAAAACGUAAAAUUUAGAAAUAAAUACAUUUGUCCAACUGCUUUUCUCAAGACAGUGGUGCUAGAGGUUAAGUGAUAAUAUGGCUUGUUUCUUUUCUAAGCGUCAGUUGUUAGGGUAUUAUGUGCAAUUCAAGGGGCUUAUUAAUUUUGUUUUUGAACUUUGCUCUGAUUGAUAAAGGUUAUUAUAAAACUGGCUGACUACCGACAGUGUAGUCAUUAAUUUUGUAAGUAUCCCCUGCAGCUGUUUAUUGUUAGGUCUUACUGUUUUUUGCUGUACUGCUGCUUGGUAUAUUUCAGCAAAAAGAUAUGACCAUGGGCAUGGAAUACGGAGACAUUUAUUGAGAUUCUGUGGCCAUGGUUAUAUCACUGCUGUUGGAUAGUAGGCAGUUAUGUAGUAGCCUACUAAAGUAUGGUAGAAUGCCUAUCAAUUCACUCUUUUUCUAAAAGGGUAUGAGAGAUUUGAUGUUUCUUCAAAUUUUCUUAAUCAUCAAAUUACCCUGAAACUGACGUGUUAAUCAAGAAAACAUGCAGUUUGUUAUUAUUGAUUAAAGUGUUGUUUAUGUACCUGAUGAAUUUUGUCUUUUUUGGUGUCUUUGAGACAUCACAAUGUUGUUAUGACGUCUGAUUUUAUUCUCCUGUAAUAUUUUUUUGUGAUGUUAAAUUAUUUGCGCUGGAUUGUUCCCUCCGUGAUGGACUCCAGUUGGAUGGAUUGAAUGUACUGGUAAUGGUAAAUUGGCCCUUAUAGCUUGUCGUUCCAUUAAAUGGAGGGGUAUUUGGUUGGGAAGAAAGACCACAGCGGUUGCGGUGCUAUGAUACAAGACUUCCUGAGAUAGCGUUUCUCAUGUACGUGCAGAGUAGGAUUUGAACUAUUGUGCAAAAGUGUGUUGUCAUGUGAUUUUUUUUUCUCAGUCCGUGGUUCUUUGUAAGGUGUCAGAUAUUCCAUGAAAGACAUUUUGUCUCCUUAUUCGCAAGGACGAUGUCUGGUGUGGCUGCGGAGAUUUCUUAUUAUGGUCUUUUUGUGCAUCCCAAGUUGGUACCGUGAAAUACAGACAGUUAUUUCAGGCAGAGCCCCGUGUGUCCCUAAGGCAGCUUGAGCUGUCUUUAGGCCUACUCUCCAAUAGCUCUCUUUGGCAAACAGAUACAAAAGUAGUCAAGAAACGAGUCAGGGCAUCAAGUGGUGUCAGUUUUAUUCUCGCGAUUGUGUCCCAGAGUCUUCAAAAAUUCCCCAUCUACCUGCAUGGAGCGGCGACAGCUUUCGUUCUAUGGACAGAAAUGAGAAAUCAUCACCUCCAGCCAUCAUAUCGAUUUGUCUACGACAUGCUAGCUCUUUUCAGCAUAUGCAGGAUCUUCCCUAUUAUCUGUGGCAGAACGUCAGUAUUACCAGCAGGUGGGUUAUUUGUUUGUGAAAUAAAUCUUUGUUCAUUA